Funneliformis caledonium is the source of this 123-nucleotide messenger RNA. The record is from the annotation of a GenBank genome assembly. Lineage: Eukaryota; Fungi; Glomeromycota; Glomeromycetes; Glomerales; Glomeraceae.
AUGAGUUUUCAAAAUCAAUUAUUUAAACUGCAAAUUCUUGAAAUCCUUAAAAUGAAGCAAAAUAGCUUUAAAAGUUGUGAUGCUAAGGUCUAUUUACCUAUAAGAAAUUAUGUAAAAAUAUAA